Truncatella angustata is the source of this 665-nucleotide messenger RNA. Its product is annotated as GATA zinc finger-domain-containing protein. The transcript is spliced from 2 exons. The record is from RefSeq and is a predicted model, not a curated record. Lineage: Eukaryota; Fungi; Ascomycota; Sordariomycetes; Amphisphaeriales; Sporocadaceae. Gene Ontology annotation, molecular function: zinc ion binding; sequence-specific DNA binding. Gene Ontology annotation, biological process: regulation of DNA-templated transcription. The coding region runs from base 81 to 446 and encodes 121 amino acids.
CUUAUGCCAAUAUUGCUUCAGAGCAACACGGGGGACAGCCUAUCCCUCAGCGAUUACCGCAAGACAAAGAAGUGGCUGAGAUGCUAAACAACACGGAUUACCUGAAGAAGACUCUUGACAACAUUAGGGAAAUCGUGAACAGCAGCAUUGCCCACGAGAAAGCCCGCGAAGGUGGCAAAGCCAGAGCGCCAUACGAGGACGAUGAUGUUUCCAUGUACGGGGAUGGCAUGAAGCAACAUUACGGUCUCGGCGAAGUAAAAAAACGACGUGGCCGAGCUGCCCCGCCAGGACGUUGCCAUAGCUGCAACAGAAUCGAUACUCCCGAAUGGCGCCGCGGCCCUGAUGGUGCAAGAACACUUUGCAAUGCUUGUGGUCUGCAUUACGCUAAGCUGGAGAGGAAACGACAAAUGGAACAACGAUCCAUGCGCUCUAAAGCUGUCGAAUAGUGCUGCCUUGGAUGAGUACGUCACAUUCAUCCACAUACCCACCACCACAUCGAACACUAUCGACGGUUUACAAUCUGUCAUUUAUAUAUUUCGGCUUCGGCAUUGGCUUGGUUGUUGAAGCGUGUUAUUAUUAUACCCGGCUGGAAAACAAUUACACCAUUUUCGGCACGCAUAUUGGCUGCAUUAUCGGAUCAGCAGUUUGAUUGUAUAUACCCUUUU